Molecule: messenger RNA, 3333 nt
Organism: Salvia hispanica
Lineage: Eukaryota; Viridiplantae; Streptophyta; Magnoliopsida; Lamiales; Lamiaceae
Product: Leucine-rich repeat protein kinase family protein
Biological process (GO): protein phosphorylation
Molecular function (GO): ATP binding; protein kinase activity; protein binding
Source: RefSeq, a predicted model, not a curated record
AGUUUAAAUGGAUUGUCUUCUACGACAAGCUUAAUCAUCAAAACCAGCUAAACCACUCAUGCUCUGUCACAUUUCUUUCCCCAUUUGUUUUCACUUUACUCCACCCCCCCCUCUCUCUCUGUGCAGAAGCAUUACUAGCAAGACAAGAGUGGCAGUGGUUGGAUUCGGUUCUAAGCAAUGAUUACUGCGAUCAUACACAUACCCAUCAUUCACAGCCUCGUUUUAAGACGACGCCUUCAAUCACACCAUGUAACAUAUCCCCCCAAUUUCACAAAUCGCCCCAGCCAUGCGCCGGCUGCUCCUCUUCCUGCUCCUCGCCCUCUCCAUAUGCGUCGCUCAUUCCCUCACCAACCCUCAAGAUGCUGCGGUGCUUCGAUCGCUGAAAGAUCAGUGGGGCGGGACGCCGCGGAGCUGGGGAAGAUCCGACGAUCCUUGCGCUUCUUGGGAAGGAGUUGCGUGUAACAACUCCAGGGUCACCUCACUAGGCUUAUCCACGAUGGGGCUGACUGGCACUAUGAGCGGCGACAUUGGUGGCCUAACCGAUCUCAUUUCUCUGGAUCUAUCGUUCAACCCCGGCCUCAGAGGCUCGAUCUCUCCUCGUUUGGGGGACCUGCAGAAGCUAACUAUAUUGAUUCUGGCCGGAUGCAGCUUCUCCAACAGCAUUCCAAGUGAACUAGGACACCUGUCUGACCUAACGUUUCUAGCCCUGAACUCAAACAACUUAACCGGUGAGAUACCGCCUUCCCUAGGCAAUCUGUCUAAGCUGUAUUGGCUGGAUCUAGCUGAAAACCAGCUGAGAGGCGAGAUCCCAGUUUCUUCGGCCUAUGGUCCGGGCCUUGACCAGCUUAAAAAGGCGAAGCACUUCCAUUUCAACAAGAACCAGCUCUCAGGAGAGAUUCCCAGCCAAUUGUUCAACUCUGAUAUGUCUUUGAUCCAUGUACUGUUUGAUGGGAAUCAACUGGAUGGGAGCAUUCCAUCCACAAUAGGAUUAGUGGAAACACUCGAGGUUCUUCGUCUUGAUCGGAAUUUCUUGAAAGGGAGCGUGCCACCGAACCUCAACAACCUCACAAACAUGAUAGAGUUGAAUUUAGCACAUAACAUGUUGUCAGGAGCUCUCCCUAAUCUAACUGGGAUGGACACACUCAACUAUGUGGACAUGAGCAACAACUCCUUUAAGAAAACAGCAGCACCUGACUGGUUCUCUAGUUUGCCUUCUCUUACAACUUUGAUGAUUGAAUAUGGACCUCUGGAAGGAUCUGUUCCACAAGAAGUUUUCAGUUUACCUCAGAUACAGCAAGUGAAGUUGAGGAACAAUGCAUUUGGAGCCAAGCUAGACAUGAGUGGCAACGUCAGCCAGCAGCUUCAGCUCAUCGAUUUGGAGAACAACGACAUAUCAUCGGUGACAAUCGGCUCCGAAUACAAAAGCACAUUACUGUUGAUCGGAAACCCUGUGUGCGCGGCCUCGUUAGAAAACACAGUCUACUGCCAGAUUCAGCAGUCUGCGAAGCCUUACUCCACAAGCCUCGCCAACUGUGGGAGCCAGAUAUGCACCUCUGAUCAAAAGCUCAACCCACAGAGCUGCGACUGUGCUUACCCCUAUGAAGGGACACUCUACUUCCGAGCACCCUUCUUCAGAGAUCUGGCCAAUGCAAGCUUGUUCCACACUUUGGAGAUGAGCCUCUGGGUCAAACUAGGCCUAAACCCAGGCUCGGUUUCUCUACAGAAUGCAUUCUUCAAUGUUGAUGACUACCUGCAGGUGCAGCUCGGGCUCUUCCCCUCUGAUGCAAAGUACUUCAACAGAUCACAAGUUCAGAAGAUCGGAUUCUCACUCACAAAUCAGACGUACAAGCCGCCUAAAGAAUUUGGGCCAUACUAUUUCAUUGCCGCACCUUAUGUUUUUGGAGACGAACACGAGAGAUCUCACAUCAGCAGAGGCAUGGUUGUUGGUGUGACAACCGGGUGCUCCUUUCUGGUGCUGAUACUAGCAGGGUUAGGCGUGUACGCUCUCAGACAGAAACGCCGUGCAGAGCAAGCUAUAUCAUUGAGCAAACCAUUUGCUUCUUGGGCCUCAAGCGGGAAAGACAGUGGAGGCGCGCCGCAGCUAAAAGGGGCAAGAUGGUUCUCAUAUGAAGAGCUCAAGAAAUGCACUGGCAACUUCUCUGAUAGUAACCAGAUUGGCUCAGGAGGCUACGGAAAGGUCUAUAGAGGAGUUCUUUCCACUGGGCAGGUUGUGGCCAUUAAAAAGGCUCAAAAUGGCUCUAACCAAGGCGGGCUCGAAUUCAAAACUGAGAUAGAGCUGCUUUCGAGAGUCCAUCACAAGAACCUGCUAGGUCUUGUGGGAUUCUGCUUUGAACAAGGGCACCAAAUGCUAGUGUAUGAGUUCAUGUCAAAAGGAACACUCAGGGAAAGUUUAUCAGGUAGGAGUGGAGUGUACCUUGACUGGAAGAGACGCGUACGGGUCGCUCUCGGAUCAGCUAGAGGGCUAGCUUACCUGCAUGAUCUAGCCAACCCACCCAUAAUCCACAGGGAUGUCAAGUCUACCAACAUCUUGCUGGAUGACAAUCUCACAGCCAAGGUUGCGGAUUUCGGCCUGUCUAAACUCGUCUCAGACAGCUCGAAAGGGCACGUUUCGACUCAAGUGAAAGGCACUCUGGGGUACCUCGAUCCUGAAUACUACAUGACACAACAGCUGACAGAGAAGAGCGACGUCUACAGCUUUGGAGUAGUGAUGCUAGAACUCAUCACCGCAAGGCAGCCUAUUGAGAAGGGAAAGUACAUUGUGAGAGAGGUGAGAGUAGCCAUAGAUAAGAGUGAUGAGACACACUAUGGACUAAGGGACAUGAUGGAUCCUGCCCUGAGAAACACAACACCGCCCCUCCUUGGGUUCCCUAGGUUCGUGGAACUGGCAGUGCAGUGCGUCGAGGAGUCAGCCUCGGACCGGCCAGCGAUGACCGAGGUGGUCAAGGCCUUGGAGUUGAUACUGCAGAGUGAUGGGAUCAACACAAACUCAACAUCAGCUUCUUCAUCCGCAACAGAAUUUGGGAGUGUGAAAGGUGCACGUAGGCACCCUUAUGUUGAUGCUUUUGAUUACAGUGGUUACACAAUUCAAGCCAAAGUUGAGCCUAAGUGAUAGGAAACUAAAGUGUUGGAUGAAUUUGAUUCAUAUGUUUGAUUGAGAUAGACUUUUGCUGUUUAUGUAAUUUAAAGAUUUCUCAAUUCUUUGGGGAGUUUUGUAGAUUAGAAUAUGACAUAUAUAUAUUGUUUCCCAUUGUGUGAAGGGGAAUUGUACAAAGUUAUGUUUUAAUAUAUAGAUAUGUUCUGAGUUUCGAUUUA